Schizophyllum commune H4-8 is the source of this 1148-nucleotide messenger RNA. RefSeq names its product carbon-nitrogen hydrolase. The coding region runs from base 22 to 975 and encodes 317 amino acids. NCBI's taxonomy places the organism in Eukaryota, Fungi, Basidiomycota, Agaricomycetes, Agaricales, Schizophyllaceae. Gene Ontology annotation, molecular function: catalytic activity. The transcript has 7 exons. The record is from RefSeq and is a predicted model, not a curated record.
GACUCGUCUCCUUUCCUCAUCAUGUCCGUCGAUAGCAAGCUCCUCCGCGCCUCGGUUGUUCAGACAUGCUGCCAGGAGUACUCCCUUGACAAGACGCUUGACAAGCUCGAGGAGCUCGUACGCCUAGCCAAGGAUAGAGACGGCUCGCAGUUGGCUGUCUUUCCAGAGGCAUUUAUCGGUGGCUAUCCCAAGCACUCCACCUUCGGUGCUGUAGUAGGCGAGCGCUCUCCCGAAGGCCGAGACGAAUACGUGCGAUACCACGCUGCAGCCAUCGAAGUACCUGGGUUAGCUGUCACUCGCAUCGAGAGUAUCAGUCGAGAGACGGGUGUCUUUCUCGUCGUUGGGGUCAUCGAACGCGACGGAGGGACGCUGUACUGCACUGCGAUCUUCGUCGAUCCUCAACAAGGAUACUUGUCGAAGCACCGGAAGCUGGUUCCCACAGCUUGUGAGAGACUCAUCUGGGGCCAAGGUGAUGGCACGACCUUGCCCGUGGUCGAGAAGGCCUUCCCCAGCGGCGAGAAGGGCGAAGUUACCGCAAAGAUAUCGGCCACCAUUUGCUGGGAGAACUACGUUCCCUUGCUCAGGCAGUAUUACUACAAUCAAGGCGUGUCUAUCUACACCGCGCCCACCGUUGAUGCAAGGCCCGUGUGGCAGAACACGAUGGUCCACAUUGCUCUAGAAGGGCGGUGCUUCGUCCUCUCCGCCAACCAGUUUGCUCAAGAGAGGCAUUACCCGUCCGACCACGCUGUCCGCAAUGCGGACCAGCGGCAUGAGGACAAUGUCAUGAUUGCGGGCGGUAGCAUGAUCGUCAACCCUCUGGGUGAAAUUCUGGCUGGACCGCUGCGCGGCGAGGAGGGUGUAUUGACCGCCACCCUUGACUUGAAUGAUUGUGUUCGGGGCAAAUUCGACCUAGAUGUGGCUGGUCACUAUGCUAGGCCUGACGUCUUCAAGUUCACCGCCAACACGUCGGGAUGAGGCGGCGGGGGAAGGCAACGGAGGCUCGGGCCUAUCGCACACAUGGCCAGGCAUGUGUUGACACAUGUCAUGGAGCUGUGUUCGAAUAGGCAGGCCAUGUCCUCUUUACGGUUAUGCCUUUGUACCCUUCGGAAUUAACAAACAUCUGUUCGCUUCAAAGAGACACAAAGCGG